This is a messenger RNA of Helianthus annuus (common sunflower), 850 nucleotides long. Its product is annotated as germin-like protein 9-3. NCBI's taxonomy places the organism in Eukaryota, Viridiplantae, Streptophyta, Magnoliopsida, Asterales, Asteraceae. Gene Ontology annotation, molecular function: manganese ion binding. The record is from RefSeq and is a predicted model, not a curated record. The transcript has a single exon. Bases 10 to 630 code for a protein of 206 amino acids. Gene Ontology annotation, cellular component: cell wall.
GUUUUAGCAAUGGCUAUCAGCUCUUUUACAAGUCCUAUGCUGCUUCUGCCACUAGUCUUACUUCUAGCCAUUUCAACAACAACACAAGCUAACGACCCCGACAUCUUAACCGACUUCGUCACUCCAAAUUCAAGUAGCGUAGAUGCGAGUUUCUUCACCUAUAGUGGACUCAGAAACUUCUACAACCCAGACCAGAAAAACUUCACGGUGGUUAAAGCUUCCAUGAAGGAGUUCCCAGCUUUAAACGGUCAAAGCGUGUCGUACGCCGUACUCCAGUUCCCACCAGCAGCGGUGAACCCGCCUCAUACUCACCCUCGUGCGGCUGAAUUGUUGGUGGUGAUGAUGGGUACACUGGAAGUUGGAUUUGUUGAUACCACAAACGUGUUGUAUAACCAAACGCUUCAAGAGGGGGACAUGUUUGUGUUUCCGAAAGGACUUGUGCAUUUUCAGUACAAUAGGAACCACAAUCAGUCUGCAAUCGCGGUUUCGGCUUUUGGAAGUGCGAAUGCUGGCCUGCUUUCAGUGCCCAAGUCUGUUUUUACUACCGGUAUUGAUGAAAAUGUCUUGGCAAUGUCGUUUAAAACCGACGUUCCAACUGUUCAGAAAAUCGAGCUAGGCAAUGUCGUUUAAAACCGACGUUCCAACUGUUCAGAAAAUAAAGAAUGGCUGUAUGUAUUAAAGAGCUGCAUUUUGAGAACCAAUAAUUAAUAACAUAAAGAUGAGUAUAUUGGACCAAUCAUGUCCAUUUUUUGAGCUUUACUUAUCACUUAUUACCCAUUUUGUUCCAAACAUUUGGUUGGAAAAUUUAGUAUUUUGGUUGAAAAAAUGAAACUAAGAAAUUGAACACCAA